Clupea harengus (Atlantic herring) is the source of this 3354-nucleotide messenger RNA. It is a transcript of the gene msna, whose product is annotated as moesin a. Gene Ontology annotation, molecular function: actin binding. NCBI's taxonomy places the organism in Eukaryota, Metazoa, Chordata, Actinopteri, Clupeiformes, Clupeidae. The record is from RefSeq and is a predicted model, not a curated record. Gene Ontology annotation, cellular component: cytoskeleton.
CUAUGUCUCCAGCGGUCUGGGUGUGGUUUUCAAACUCAGUUCCGUUAGCAGGAAAUCAAGCUCUGGGCUAGCGUUACCACUUCAGCGUGAAACAAAGCAUAGCAAAAAUCGAAAUUUUGGGCUAGUUCGGUCUGGGGAGGGUUUAAGUUCCCACUUUUAGGUGGUGAUAGUCGACUUUUUCUGCUUCUAGUCAUCCGAUGGGAAAAAGUUUAUAUUUUUGUUGACUCCAUUGUAUCUCCUCAGUUGCUGACAUCAGUGAGCAGAACCAGAAAAGACUGACAAAAUGCCGAAGACCAUCAGCGUGCGUGUGACCACAAUGGAUGCGGAGCUGGAGUUUGCCAUUCAGCCAAACACCACAGGCAAACAGCUCUUUGAUCAGGUGGUGAAGACAAUUGGUCUGCGAGAGGUGUGGUUUUUUGGGCUGCAGUAUCAGGACACCAAGGGCUUUUCAACCUGGCUGAAGCUUAACAAGAAGGUGACGGCCCAGGACGUGCGGAAGGAGAGCCCGUUGCUGUUCAAAUUUCGGGCCAAGUUUUUCCCUGAGGAUGUCUCUGAAGAGCUCAUCCAGGAGGCCACCCAAAGACUUUUCUUUUUGCAGGUCAAAGAGGCCAUCCUGAAUGAUGACAUCUAUUGCCCACCAGAAACAGCUGUGCUGCUGGCCUCCUACGCUGUGCAGGCCAAAUAUGCCGACUAUAACAAAGACGCUCACUCUACAGGAUAUCUGUCUGGGGACAAACUGCUCCCACAGAGGGUGCUGGAGCAACACAAAUUGAACAAGGAACAGUGGGAGGAGAGGAUUCAGGUUUGGCAUGAAGAACACAAGGGCAUGCUCAGAGAGGAUGCCAUGAUGGAGUAUCUGAAGAUCGCCCAGGAUCUGGAGAUGUACGGCGUGAACUACUUCAGCAUUAAGAACAAGAAGGGCUCCGAGCUGUGGCUGGGUGUGGACGCCCUGGGCCUGAACAUUUAUGAGCAGAAUGACAAGAUGACGCCCAAAAUCGGAUUCCCAUGGAGUGAGAUCAGGAACAUUUCCUUCAACGACAAGAAGUUUGUCAUCAAACCCAUUGACAAGAAAGCGCCGGACUUUGUUUUCUAUGCGCCACGCCUGCGCAUCAACAAGCGCAUCCUGGCUCUGUGUAUGGGCAACCAUGAGCUGUACAUGCGCAGGCGCAAACCCGACACCAUUGAGGUGCAGCAGAUGAAGGCUCAGGCCAGGGAGGAGAAGAAUCACAAGAAGAUGGAAAGGGCAUUAUUGGAGAAUGAGAAGAAGAAGAGAGAGCAGGCUGAAAAGGAAAAGGAAAAGAUUGAGAAGGAGAAGGAGGAGCUAAUGGAUCGACUGAAACAGAUUGAAGAGCAGACAAAGAAAGCUCAGCAAGAGCUGGAGGAGCAGACCAAGCGGGCCCUGGAGCUGGAGCAGGAACGUAAGCGCGCCCAGGAGGAGGCCGAGCGCCUGGAGAAGGACAAGAGGUCAGCCGAGGAGGCCAGAACAACGCUGCUGCAGCAGGCAGAGAACCAGAUGAAGAACCAGGAACACCUGGCUACCGAGCUGGCAGAGCUCACCUCUAAGAUCUCUUUGCUGGAGGACGCCAAGCAGAAGAAGGAGGACGAGGCAACAGAAUGGCAAACGAAGGCCACCAUGGUACAGGAGGACCUUGAGAAGACCAAAGAGGAGCUGCGGAAUAAGGUGUUGACGGCUCACGUGCAGGAGACGGUGCAGCCGGAGGACGAGCACGAUGAAAACAACGACGAGGAGAACAACGAGGCCAGCGCCGAGUUCAGCGACGCCGCCCUGUACAUGGACCGCAGCGAGGAGGAGCGCAUGACGGAGGCCGAGAAGAACGAGAAAAUGCAGAAGCACCUUCUGGCCCUGAGCUCAGAGUUGGCUAACGCCCGUGAUGAGACCAAGAAGACGGCGAACGACAUGAUCCACGCAGAGAACGUCAAAGCGGGGCGCGACAAGUACAAGACCCUGAGGCAGAUCCGCUCCGGCAACACCAAGCAGCGCAUCGACGAGUUUGAAUGCAUGUGAUCGCCUUCAGUGGCCUACAGGGGGCACACUUGCCUAUUUACUCACCCUGACCCCACUCACCUGCGGACUGCAAUUUUACCCCCUCAACUCAGCUCCCUUACGUUUAGGACUGCGUUUCAAAGCACAACACAUACAAACACCAUUCAAAGAAAAGAGAGAGAAAUGAUCCGUGUAUUGAGAAGAAGUGAAUGUGAUUUGAUUUUUUUUUUGUUUUUUUAAAGGAAUAUUGAACACUGCUUUUAAGAUAAGGGAGACAACUUAGCUUGCAAUUUUUUUCAGUGUUUUUUUUCUCUCCAUUAUGUUAAUUCCUUGCAAACGGUUCGGAGGUGCGAUGUGCAGAAGGGAAAAGGAGUGCUUUUAAGCUUUCAUUCCCCUGCAAGAGGGAAUGAUUCCAAACCUGAUUAUUUUUUUCUGUUCAGUUCAGGGCUCGGAAUACGCUACCAGAUGGACAUCUUAAAAAAAAAAAAAAAAAAAAAAAAAACUUUUUGGGGAAUUUCAAGUGCCAAGUUUCAUUCAAAUGCCAAAAAAACAUGUAGACAUGUGAUUGAUUGCUUGUUGAAUAUGCACAGGCAUGUCACUUGAUCAGAGAACCAUUUUCUGACCUAUUUGGUCUGUAAAUUUGCACGCAGACUUUGAAAUUAAAGGGCAGUAAAGCACUCAACUGAGCAUCUUGCCACCACUCUUUAUUUACUCUAGAAGUCAUCCGCUGCAAGCAGGUCUGUAAAUGUGAGGUUUCUGAUAAGAAAUCAUAUACCGGAAAACAAAGCAAUCAUCAAACUGUAUUUUGAUUCAUUUUUCUAGUUGUAAUGUAUUUUGAAGCUUUCAAAGAUGAAGAACCAUUUUGUGUGGUAUUAUACUAUUUUUUGAAAGCCCCUGCAGUAUUAUCAUGUGAGAUCCACCUGAAUUUAUGCUCAGAGAUGGAUCUGCACCAUUCUCUACCUAUAGUUUGUGGGUGAUUUUUCUCAAAAAGCAUAUUUGCUGUGGCACAUAGCCUGGCCAAGUAGGGGUUAAAGUACCAUAAGUAGGAGUUUUUUCUUUUUUUAUGUUGCAAAAUAUCUUUGAUGUGUGGCCUUUUGCCACAUUUGAUUAAGGCCUGUCCGAAUUUAUUUCAUUCUUAUUGGACUAUAUGAGAUGAAUUGUCAUUGCAAUGUUUCAGACGGAUAACUCUUCACUGUAAGAUCAUAUUUGCUCCUUUUAAAAAAUAAGAUGGGUGGAUGCAGACUUUCUGAAUUCAUCACCAGACAGUGCCUUGUCCUCAGCAAAACAUAAAUGGUGGCUGCUUCAUAAGUCUUUAUUUCAAUUGUCAAUAAAAAAUUCAGUUUAAAAUU